Molecule: messenger RNA, 711 nt
Organism: Meloidogyne enterolobii
Lineage: Eukaryota; Metazoa; Nematoda; Chromadorea; Rhabditida; Meloidogynidae
Source: the annotation of a GenBank genome assembly
UUUAUUCACUCAAAGAAUAAUUUGUAUCAAUAUUACUGUAACCCCCACUCCCGGAACCGGACCAAACCCAGUCUAAUCUCAAAAUCAAAUUCCAGCCUCUCACUCCCAGUCCUAUCUUCCCAUUUAACGGUUAACAAUCUUCUCUCUUUGGACCUUGCCCAGACUAAAGCUCUCUCAAAUCACAAUAAUAAUAAAAGCUUUUCGAUUAAGCUUUAUGUGUCUUAAUAAUUUCUCCUCCAUUCUUCUCCUAUUCUGUCCGGCCGGACUUCCAGCACCUUUUUAUUCUUUUAUUUUUUAAAUAUUAAAUGUUAAUGUAUUUUUAACCUUAAUGGAAAUUAUAAAAUCUUUUGUUGUUCAAAUGGAAUUAUUAAUUUACAUAUUAUUGUUGAGUGAAUGGAAUCUCAAAAAUCUCAAUUAUUAUCAAAGCCCAUAAGUUUUAAUUUAGUAAAACGUUUUUCCCAUUUACAGGUGAUUGGUGAAUUGGAGUGGGUAGCACCUCUGGGGAUCCCGGCAAUGCUUCUACUUAAAUUUAUAUUAUUCCCGGACAACAAAACCCUCCUGUUUCCUUCUCAUUCAACCCACAAGGGGAUCUCAGCAACUUCAACUCGUAUUUAUCCUCGUCCCGGGAGCCCUUUAUCCUUCUUCCCCUUUAUCCUUCUAUUCAACUCAUGGGAUACCACCAGCCUUGACCUCCUCCCCCUCUCCUGAGCA